UCGUUCAGUCCGGCGUCUGAGAGGUUUAAAGUUCUUUGCACACGGCAAAACAGCAUAUACACGCUUUUCUGUCUCCAAAAAAUUUCGAUUUAACACUGGAUAAUGGAAAAUGACGGACUCUGGCCAGCUUCAUCUCCAAAUGCGCCUGAACUUUAAUGGCAAUCUAAUCAAUUCUGAUUGAUCUGUCCUUACUUCCACAGGUGCGCAUCUAGGCCGAGGAAUAUUAUUAGUCAUUAUAACAAAACUACAGUCGGGUUUCCGUGGACACGAUGAAACCACUGCUGCUCGUGUGCGCGUUUCUGCUGCCUCUCCAAACACUGGCACAGCCGGUGCGCAACAGAUUAAGUUUUCCCAGAAACCCCGGGAAGCUCCCAGAAACAGGGGGCAGUAUCACCAUGGAAACUGUCCCCAUUCCUCCAAUAGCUUCGAGUACCGGCGCGAGAGAGCGAAGUGAAGUCUGGAGAGCCCUCGUGCAUAAAGGACCUCCAGUGAGUCCAUCCAAUCAACACAACAGCGCUCAGGGACAUUUCCGGGAACGCCGGCAUGUUCACAGAGUGUCACGGGGUCAGCUGAUGCGUGUGGGAUGCGUGCUCGGCACCUGCCAGGUGCAGAACCUCAGUCACCGCCUCUACCAGCUGACUGGACUAAGCGGAAGAAGAGACUCACCGAUCAACCCGAGAAGUCCACAUAGUUAUGGAUAA
Xyrauchen texanus (razorback sucker) is the source of this 701-nucleotide messenger RNA. RefSeq names its product protein ADM2-like. The record is from RefSeq and is a predicted model, not a curated record. NCBI's taxonomy places the organism in Eukaryota, Metazoa, Chordata, Actinopteri, Cypriniformes, Catostomidae. Bases 270 to 701 code for a protein of 143 amino acids. Gene Ontology annotation, molecular function: hormone activity. Gene Ontology annotation, biological process: positive regulation of heart rate; regulation of systemic arterial blood pressure; adenylate cyclase-activating G protein-coupled receptor signaling pathway. Gene Ontology annotation, cellular component: extracellular region. The transcript has 2 exons.